UGUAGGACGAAAAUACCCACCGUUUCAAGAUGUGCAUGUGAUGAUAUUUGUUGGUUUUGGAUUCCUAAUGACAUUCCUACGACGUUACGGAUUUUCUGCCGUCAGUUUGAACAUGCUUAUAUCCGCUCUGGUGAUACAGUGGGCUAUGCUCGUCAGAGGAUGUAUUUAUGAAGGGAUCUUCAAAGGCAACAAAUUUCAAGUUCGAAUAGAAGAAAUGGUCACCGCAGAUUUUGCUUCAGCAACAGUUCUCAUAUCUUUUGGUGCUGUUCUGGGGCGGACUAGCCCGCUUCAGCUUCUGAUUAUGGCGUUGAUAGAGGUGAUUGCGGCACAGGUCAACGGAUGGGUUUGUCACGAUAAAUUACACGCAGUCGAUGUCGGAGAAUCUAUGUAUAUACAUGCCUUUGGUGCUUAUUUUGGCCUGGCUGUUUCGAGAGUCCACUACAACAAAAAUGCACAGAACCAUCAUAAAGGGGAAUCCUGUUACCAUUCAGACCUUUUCUCUAUGAUAGGAACUAUUUUCUUGUGGAUGUACUGGCCGAGCUUUAAUGGCGGAGGAUCAGAAGGGGACGAACAACAUAGGGCGUAUAUCAACACGUACCUCUCACUGUGUGCUUGCACCGUGGUAACGUUUGCUGUCACUGCAAUCACUGACAAGAAAGGAAAAUUUACCAUGGAAUUCAUCCAGAAUGCUACACUCGCCGGUGGCGUUGCCGUAGGAACCACAGCCAAUAUGCCUCUACAGCCGUGGGGUGCAAUUGUCAUGGGAUCCGUGGCCGGCUUGAUCUCCUGCAUAGGAUAUAGAUACAUAUCAGAAUUUUUCUCCGAGAAAUUAAAAAUUCAGGACACGUGCGGCGUUCACAAUCUGCACGGGAUGCCUGGCGUCCUGGCGGCAAUUGCUGGUGCUAUUAUGGCUGCCAUGGCAACACAAGAAGAUUGGGGAGUCAGCCUUUACGAGAUAUUCCCGUACAGAAUACCAGAGCCAGACAAUGUAACAGACGCGUUUAAAGUCCAGUUUCCUAGCCUCGAUUUCGACUCCGGCAAGGGUUGGUCUGCGGGCAAGCAAGGUGGUUAUCAAGCUAUAGCCCUAGCAGUUACAUUAGGUAUAGCUAUUGCCUCUGGACUCAUUGCAGGUUUUAUACUAAAGAUUCCCAUAUUUGAUCAAGUGUGCGAAGAAGAAGAACUAUUCGAGGACUUGAUGUUUUGGAACGUGCCGGAGGAGGAGGAACACGAGGCGGAGGGUGUGGCCCGGAAAUAUCUCCAUGACAGGAAUGGAACAGAUAUGACGGAAAACAAGGGUACUAAUAUGGUUAAUAUAAAGUUGUAACCAAGGACUACAUUAUACUCGGAUUGGUGAUUUUUAAGAGGUUGGACGCACUAGAUAAUCAGGAAAUCGUGUAACAAUAAUCUCUGUAUGUUUCCUGUGUGAUCAAGUAUGAAGAGAGUUUGAAACACCAGAUCAUGACCUUUGUUUAUGGAGUGCCUAAGAUGUCUGCACUUAAAGACUUCCAAAAUCAAUUUAAAUAAAAGGUGUUCCGGCUGCAACCAAGUUCAUGCAUAAACAAGAACAACUUCGAAAACGACAAUAACAACUACCGCCAAAGUGAAACCAAUGAUCUAAGUAAUCCUAUAUAGAUUGUAUAAAAAAUGUGUAUAGUUUCGAAUUAAUCAUAUUGCACUCAAUUGUUUAGGGGUAGGGGAGGAGACGAUUGGGGAUGGGUUAAGAUGCGGAUUGUUUUGAAUAAAAAAGUGUAAGAAAAAAAGCCCAGGGCCCAGUUGUUCGAAACUUUAACUGGCGAUUAAGCUAACGGUUGAUUAACUUUUAGGGUUAUUUUUCGACAUUUCAGAAGACUUAGAAAAACAAAUGUAUGAGUUAAAAACAAUGGACACUGAAAAAUCUAUAUAAUAAAAUCAAAACAUCAUACUAGUGUUUCUCAACAAGAAUAGUACUUUGAAUCAAAAUUUAACCGGCGGUUAGUUUAACAGCCGGUUAGAGUUUCGAACAACUGGGCCCAGGGCCCCGAAAACGUUUUUACGUAAUUAUGCAUGCUCCGUUCCAAACGUUAGCAUGAUGUUUUUUACUUGGCGGCUCGUAUAUCUUUACGAAAUUUUGAAUGUUUCAAACAUUUUUCAUUGUUGUUUGUAUACAUAUUUGUAUGUGUUUAUAUAAAUGAUGUAUUAAAAUAUAGUAUAUAUCUGUAGUAUCUCUGAAUGUAUGCGUAAAUGAAUAUUUUUCACAGUGUAUCAUGUUUCAACAAACAUGGCGUAAGAUUUUUCUGCGAAGAAUAAGUUGACUUGUAGAAAAAAAGCAAUAGAUCGUUUAUUGCUUUGUAACAGACUUGCCCUUACAGUCCGAUGUAGAUCUACCAAGAAAGUGUAUUUUCUUUUACAAAAACAAUAAAAAUGAAACUAUAAAAUAUAUAGCUUUU
Messenger RNA from Mercenaria mercenaria, 2426 nucleotides. Its product is annotated as ammonium transporter Rh type B-like. Bases 41 to 1324 code for a protein of 427 amino acids. The transcript has 11 exons. The record is from RefSeq and is a predicted model, not a curated record. Gene Ontology annotation, biological process: ammonium homeostasis; ammonium transmembrane transport. NCBI's taxonomy places the organism in Eukaryota, Metazoa, Mollusca, Bivalvia, Venerida, Veneridae. Gene Ontology annotation, molecular function: ammonium channel activity. Gene Ontology annotation, cellular component: plasma membrane.